Trypanosoma cruzi is the source of this 3120-nucleotide messenger RNA. RefSeq lists its product as uncharacterized. Bases 1 to 3120 code for a protein of 1039 amino acids. The record is from RefSeq and is a predicted model, not a curated record. Gene Ontology annotation, cellular component: nuclear cap binding complex. The transcript has a single exon. NCBI's taxonomy places the organism in Eukaryota, Euglenozoa, Kinetoplastea, Trypanosomatida, Trypanosomatidae.
AUGUCAGGUGGAAACAUUACCAUGAGGGUGGCUGAGAUCAAUGAGGAGAACAUGAGGGAGCGAGGCGGAGAAGUUCCGUUUUCGUUUCUUUUUUCUACGUCGCAGUCCGGCGCCGCUGCCGCAGAAAGCGCUCCAAAAACAUCGGAUCAGUGGUUAUGGUAUUUUUACCUCACGGCCUGGUCACACCCCUUUUUUCCCCACAAGCUGCCGCCACGUCCCUUAUGCACGGGCGAAGGCAAUAACAAAAAUAGUAAGAAGGGGAAUUCGAGGGAUGUUGGUUUGUCUUUUGAAGAGUCGCUUGCGCUGGUGGGAUUCCCCGCGGCAGAUUUGGUUGCGGCGUACGAUGCACAGUGGCAUCUGCAAUCGCAGACAUCAGAAGCGGCCGAGUUGCGAGCAAAGUCUCUGACAAGGGUUGGGAGCGAUUGCAUGUAUCCGCUGAUUCCUCGUGUAGUUGAAUCAAGCUUCGGGCGAGUAUUUCGAGCUCUGGCUGUCCACGAAUAUAUUUCCGCGGCCGCAUCGUCAUCGUCAUUGUUGACAUCAUCUUCCAGCUCUGUGGAAAAGUUAGUUCAAAAAGCCCUGGGAGUCGCACGUCAAAAUCAUCAGCAGGACGCGGAGGAAAAUGCAGGGAAGAUUGUGACUGAAGAGAAGGCGAUUGAGAGUGCCCUGCAAAAGAUGUUUUCACCAGAUGCCAAAACGUCACAAUAUCCACUUUUAUUCACCUUGGAGGGCACAGCCCCCAAGGAUGGCAGUGAGGGUAGUACGACGAAGAAAAUGGAGGAGGAGAAAGAAUUUAUAAAGGAGGCCAAUCGCGCCCGUCUAUUUGCCGCUCUCACCGUGGAGGUAUUUUCUCGGGUAAAACAGUUGUGUGCUUGCAUGUUAUUGGCAUUUGUCAAUGCCAGUGGUGGUAAGGUGGCAAAAGCCCGGGCAUGCGGUGUUGUUGUAGGUAUCGUGGAAUACGCUAUCGCGUACCGCUGCUACCGAGAAGAUGGCACGGGGCGUUGCCCGUUGACCGCAGCGGUGCUUCUUUUGUGCAGUCUUGUGGAGGUGCAAGAUAUUUUGACACGUGAAAGGGUUAAGGAGAUUGGGAAGGAGGAAAAAGAGGAAGAGGAGGGGGUGUCGGGAGGCCUGAUUGCCACCAUUAUAGUGGCAUCUCUGCAGGAACUUCUCUUUGCUGCCGUUGUGGGCGGCCCAGUGGCACCGCAUCGCCUUCCACCUGGUGUGGCACCUGGCGCGCCAAAGUCACUGGGCAAAACUUCUGCAAAGAAUAAACAGCAACAGCAAGAACCCUUUUUUGAAUGGACUGUUCGUCCUGCAGUGUUGCGCGCGCUGGCACUACACGAGGUCGAUGCACUCCUCCGGGUACUACUGCCAGUGUUGCUGCAGCAAGUAGGGUUUGAGUGGCCCUGGUCAGAGUGUCUGCGACGGGCGCGGCUGCUGGAGAGAACACCGCAGGAGAGUGUGACAAUAUUGGAAGGAGUGCGGCUUAGCACUCGGGCGGUGUUUGAUGAGCUUCUGGCUGCCAUUGGGCGUCGUACAUAUGUGUCACGCCUUCAAAAUCUCUUGCCGCAGAGCUACGAGUCGUUGUUUGUUGCUGCCUUUCCAGCAGAGGUAGAAAAUGACGGUGGGGCACACAAUGAUGGCGAUGGUAAAGGCAAUGAGAAUGCGCAACGACCCCUUUUUAUACUGCCCAAGUAUUACAAGGCUGCCGGGGAGGCGCUGAUUGCGUUUUUUGCGACUUCCGGGCUCAGUGGGACGACGGUGAGGGAGACGGAGCGAGUGCUGGUUCGCAACGCGGAUGUGCAACCCAUGAUUGUUCAGCUCCAAGCUCUCGGACGUCGCACGGAUGACAUGGACGACAAUGGCGAACAUAAUCAACUCACUGAAGACAGGAAUCUACUUUCUACAGUACGCCUCUCUGACAGUGAGAAGCAGAAAUUACUGUUGCGUUACCGCUGCGAGGUGCUGUUGGCUUCCAUUGUGGUGUACACACAGCUGCAAACCCUGAGCCUUGUUCAGCAACUGGUACGGCAGCUGGCACCUCUUAUUGAGAAACUGUUGUUGCCGCUCAUGCAAGAGCGCACGUUGCGGCGUCCCUUUUUGACCAGACGCAAGAAACAUUCUCUGAGUGAUGACGGUACUUUGGACGAAGGGAAUGUAGAGUUCACACCGGAGUUCAAAGUACUUAUGGACGACAUUCACUACGAAUUUUAUCCGCUUGAAUGGAUUCCGGAAGUUUUGAACGCACAAUUGACGGGGGGCAGCUCAGAAUUGGAUGACUCAAAACUCGCAUUCUACUCGGUUUUUGCCUCAGUGGCGUACCAGUUUGGAAUUGUUCUCCACGGGGGUCCGCAUGGGCUGCGAGGUGGCGAUGACACGGACUACAAGGACCGCGUUAAGGCGUACCGUUUUUUCCAUGUAUUGUUACUGAACAGCCUGGUUGAUGCCGUGGCAUCUUCUUGCGAGUUGGAGGGUGCGAUGGCAUUGGCGGCGACACGUCGUGUUGGAGGAGCCCACCGGCAGAAUCAUGGUAAUGAUAUUCUCAAUGAUGAGAACAGCCAGGCACUCCUUGCGCAAUGCGGGGCGGCCUCUUUUCAUGCGGUUGUGAAUCCAGCAGAUGUGGUUUUUGCACUGGCGCAGUGCCUUCUGCCACCCAAAUUGAUUUUAAGCCCCAAAACUGCGAUGGUGGGGCUGGAUGAUGAAAACCAACGUCCAUGUGAGGGGUGGUUGCGUCGUGUCAUUGAGUGGGCACAGUCGACACGAACUCAAUGGACGAUGCAGCGGCAAAAGGUGGCGAGGUCAACGGUGCCCCUUGCGUUUUUGCCCAAUAGCCUGACUUUCGACGCGGUCCCACUUGCCCGUGAAGUGAUUCGCGGUCUUCGGCGACGGUUGGUUGAGAAGAUACAUGUCAAGAAAGUGUUUUCCACAACAGGGCAAUGCUCCCUUUCCGAUCCACUUCUUCAACAGCAUCUGCUAAGUCUUCAGUCGCUCCUCGAGACUCUUGCUUUGCUGCCGCAACACUCCAGUGAGAACAACGCGAAAAUGUUCUCAGCAGCAGAAUUGUUGUGGUACUCGCCGCUUUUUUCAUGCGAGCUGCGACUGAGUGGUCACUUUUCAACGUGA